Austrofundulus limnaeus is the source of this 403-nucleotide messenger RNA. Its product is annotated as somatostatin-1. Gene Ontology annotation, cellular component: extracellular region. Lineage: Eukaryota; Metazoa; Chordata; Actinopteri; Cyprinodontiformes; Rivulidae. The record is from RefSeq and is a predicted model, not a curated record. Gene Ontology annotation, molecular function: hormone activity. Gene Ontology annotation, biological process: regulation of cell migration. The annotation marks the transcript as partial. The transcript has a single exon.
UUGACCUCUGUGCACCUGCAGGACACGAGCCGCUCCUCGCUGGCAGAACUGCUCCUGUCGGACCUCCUGCAGAUGGAGAACGAGGUUCUGGAGGAGGACGGCUUCCCUCUGCCUGAAGGAGAACCUGAGGACAUCCGUUUGGACCUGGAGCGAGCCGCCGGAACCGGGCCGCUGCUGGCACCGCGAGAGAGGAAGGCCGGGUGCAAGAACUUCUUCUGGAAGACCUUCACCUCCUGCUGAGAGCCGCUCCUCCUCCUCCUCCUGUACAGAACCGGUCUGGACUGGACAGAACCGGUCUGGACUGGACAGAACCCAGUUUAGUGUAGAACUCUGAUUUUUCUGAAUGUAAACUGAAUGAAACUAUUUUUAAUUGUUGGUUUGAAUAAAAUCUGUUUGAGACAAA